Molecule: messenger RNA, 1902 nt
Organism: Arabis nemorensis
Lineage: Eukaryota; Viridiplantae; Streptophyta; Magnoliopsida; Brassicales; Brassicaceae
Source: the annotation of a GenBank genome assembly
AUGGCUAAUUCAUCUGAUGAAGAGGCUGAGAUCAGCGAGUCAGAGAUUGAUGAUUAUUCUGAAACACCGUACCUGCUAUUGCAGAACGGGAAAUACAAGGUUAAGGUGAAUGGAAUUCUGAGAUGCCCGUUUUGUUCAGGCAAGAAAAAGCAAGAUUACAAGUACAAGGAGUUAAUGGCACAUGCUACUGGAGUUUCCAAAGGAUCUGCUAACAGAAGUGCCAUACAGAAGGCGAAUCAUCUCGCUCUGGCAAAGUAUUUAGAGAAUGAGCUUGCUGGUGAUGCAGAGCCUGCUCCACGCCCUCCGGUUCCUCAGUUAAACGAGCCAGAAACCAGACCGGGUGAAAUAUAUGUCUGGCCAUGGAUGGGGAUUGUCAUUAAUCCUUUGAAAGAAAAUGAUGACAAGGAACUUCUACUGGAUUCAGCUUAUUGGUUGAAGAGGCUUUCUAGAUUCAAGCCUGUUGAGGUGAAUGCCUUUUGGGUUGAAGAAGGUUCGGUUGUUGGGGUUAUUGCUAAGUUUAAGAGCGACUGGAGUGGGUUUGCGAGUGCAACAGAGCUUGAGAAGGAAUUUGAGAAUGAAGGUUGCAGCAAAAAGGAGUGGACAGAGAAGAGAGGAGAUUCAGAGUCCAAGGCCUAUGGUUGGUGUGCACGUGAAGAAGACUAUAACUCUGAAGGGCCAAUAGGUGAAUACCUUUCCAAGGAGGGACAGCUAAAAACCGUGUCUGAUAUUUCUAAAGAAAAAGCUCAGGAUAGAAACAAUGUUCUGGAAGAACUUUCAAAUAUAAUUGCUAUGACAAACGAAGAUCUGAACAGAGUCCAAUACAGUUACAACAAAACAGCAAUGUCACUACAGAGGGUCCUAUACGAGAAAAGAAACUUGCACGAAGCUUAUGCAAACGAAACAAAGAAGAUGCAGCAGAUGUCACUUCUCAAUAUCAGGAAAAUCCUAGAAGACAAAGAGAUACUAAGCAAUGAAGUGGACAAAAAGUUGCGGAAAAUGCAGGAAUGGUCCAAAGAGUUGGACAAAAAAGAAGCACUAACUGAACUGGAGAGACAAAAGCUUGAUGAAGAGAAGAAAAAGAGUGAUUCUAUGAACAUUUCCCUCCUGAUGGCCCACCGUGAGCAAACAAAGGCUGAUGAGAGCGUGUUGAGACUUGUAGAAGAGCAUAAGAGGCAAAAAGAAGAGGCUUUGAACAAGAUCCUUCAGCUUGAGACGCAGCUGGACACCAAACAGACACUGGAAAUGGAGAUUCAAGAGCUGAAAGGCAAAUUGCAAGUUAUGAAGCAUUUGGGGGAUGAUGAUAAUGGGGCGGUCACUCUGAAAAUGAAGGACUUGAAUGAUGAGUUGGAGGACAAGAAGGGUGAGUUAGAAGGGCUAGAACAGAUGAACUCAGUCCUGAUGACAAAAGAACGUCAAAGCAAUGACGAAAUACAAAAAGCGCGGAAACGGUUGAUUUCGGGUUUGACAGGACUGUUGGGUGCCCAAACUGACAUCGGGGUGAAAAGGAUGGGUGAACUUGAUGAGACGCCCUUCCUGAAUGUUUGCAAGCGGAGAUAUUCCGCAAAUGAAGCUGCGGUUGAAGCUGCCACCCUUUGCUCUACAUGGCAGGAGAACGUCAAGAAUUCAUCUUGGCAUCCGUUCAAACUUGAAAGAACCGGUGACAAGGAGCAGGAAGUGGUAAACGAAGAGGAUGAGCAGCUGAAGAAGCUUAAAGGAGAGUGGGGAGAAGGGGUGCAUAACGCAGUUAAAACAGCCCUCGAGGAGAUGAAUGAGUAUAAUCCAAGUGGCGGCACCACAACCCUAGAGCUUUGGAACUUCAAAGAAGGAAGGAAAGCAACUUUAAAGGAAGUGAUUAGUUUCAUUUCGAAUGACAUCAAAACUCUGAAACGCAAAAGAACCUGA